AUGAAAAGAAUAAAAAUUUCAAUAAUUUGUUUUAUUACUCUACUUCCAUUUUUAGGUCUAUGUUACCAAAAAAAAAUUAAAGCAACGCCAAAUGAGUUUAAAUACAGUAUAAGCGACUCAUUAUUUUAUUCGAAUUUGGAAAAAAACAAAGAAUUCAAAAAUUCUUUUAUCACCGAAUAUGAUAAAAAAAAAAAAAAAGAAUUAAAUAGUAUUAAAAAUUCCUUCAUUAGGAUUAAAAGUUUAACAAAGACUGAUGAUAUUUUAAGUGAAUGCAACAAACUAGUUAUAAAAAUAAAUGAAGACUUUGCUUCUUCAAGGAGUGCUUAUAUAACUUCAAUUUCUUAUAAAUAUUCGACUGCAUAUUUUUCGAAAUAUAAGGAUGCAUUUUUUAAUGAUUUGAAGAGAAAAGCGCAGGAAUUUUUUUCAUGUGAAAGAGAUAUCAUAACGUUCUAUAAAGAAAUUAAAAAGAAUAUAAGAGAAGAAUUAUUUAAUUUACUGCUACUUAAGGAAGACAAUGAAAAAAGAAGCUUAUAUGAACAAGAAUUGCAAAAACUCAAAUCAAAUAUACAAAAGUACCUAGAAACUUCAAGUUCAUAUCGUGAAAAAUGUAAAAAAAAAGAUGAUAGAGUUUAUAAUUAUUUAAGAAAUCGUUUAUUUUAUAAAUUCUGUAAUAUUCAUAACUGCCAUUAUAAUACAUGCUAUUUUAAAAAGUGUAGUGAAGAAGCAAAUAAAGAAUAUUCAAAAGUUUUAAAUAAUUGUAAUAUAAAAAUUUCAGCAAUUAAAAGUUCUAAUGAAAAUUUUUUAGAAGAAGUUAACAAUUUUUUAAACUCUACUAGAGUAAAAAUACUUAUGGAAGAAACUAUAUUUGAAAAAAUUAGAAAUUCCUUAAUGCUAAUAAUUGGAAAUAUUAGUGAAAUUCGCGAUGAUUACAAAAAUUAUUUAAAACUUGAAAGUGAAUACUAUGACAAGUUUCAAAAUUAUUACAAACGCAAAGAGAAAGAAAAUAUUCUUACAGGAACUAUUGGGUAUGUUUUUACCCACUCUUUACAUCAAUGUAUAGGAUAUUUCAAUUAUAAUCAAUGGAACUCUAAAUUAAUAAGAAAUUUUUAUCAAGAAAAAAGAAAAUUUGAUAAUACCUUUAAAAAAAUAUUACAAGAAUUGGCAGAAUAUAUAAAAUCAUUAGUUUAUCCUAAAAAUAUAGAGGAAAAAAGCUCACAAAUUUUUUCGGAUAAGAAUGAUAUAUAUCAACAUAAAAAUGGUAUUAUUGAUGAAAAUUUUGAAGAAUUAGAACGUUUAUCGUAUAAAUAUAUUUCUCCAGAAAUUUCCAACAUUAUAAGUGAACUUAAUAAAUUAUAUGCAAAAGCAAAUACAUAUAAAAAAGAAUUAAAAGAUAUAUAUGAUUUAUUGGAUAAUAAAUUUAAGUCUAUUAUAAGCAAUAAAGAUAAUGUAGAAAAAAUAAAAAUAACAAUACCACUAAAUGAUUUAGACAAACUAAUGGAUAAUAUACAUGAUGUUUUUGAUAAAAAAAAAAAAAUUGAAAAAAUAAUAGAUUCAGCAAAUAGUGAAUUUGAAGAACUCAAAAGUAGGUAUGAAGAGUUAAAAAAAUUAAAAAUUGAAUUCGAGAGUUUAAAGGAACAAAUAAAAGCAAAAGCAGAUUAUUAUAAUCAAAAGAUUAUAGAAGAAAUAAGAAGAUUCAUAAGAGAAAUAAAUAAUAAAAAAAUUAAUUUAAAGGAAAUUAUAGGUUUUAAGGAGAAUUCUAGAAAGGAUCUUGAAAUAAUAGAGAAAUUUAUAGUUGAAACAUCCUUUAAUGAUAAAGCAUAUAUACAAAAAAAACAAGAAGAAGAUGAAAAAAUGAACUUAAUUCUAAAAAAAUUAUUCGAUGACAAAAAAUUGGAAAAAAUAGUUGAUAAAAUAUCACAGUUUUUAACUAAAAAAGAAUCAUUAAAAUAUGAGGAUUAUGAUAAUGAAAAUCUUAAUAAUAUAUUAAAAGAGUUACUUGAAAAGUUUUCAGAAAUAGAUAAAAUACUUAAUGAUGCUACAAUUAUCAUGAAUGAAGAAGCGACACCCACAUUAAAGAACAUUAUGAAACUUAAGAAUGAUAUAAUAACUAAUUCAAUUAAUGAUUUAUACGUAAAAAUAAAAAAUUCAUUUGAAAAUUUUAAUAUUAUUACAAAUUCUAUAUCUGAAGAUAUAGAUGAAUAUGAAAAAGAAAAAGAAAAGUUUAUAAAUUAUGAAAGUGGUUUAACAAAAAAAAAAAAUGAAUUUUUGAACAAUAUAAUUGAGAAAGAUAGUGAUAUAUAUGAGGAAAACAUCAGUAAUUAUCAGGAAUUAUUACAUCUUGAAAGUAUAAAUUCUAAUAAAAAAAAUAAAAUAGAGAAGCAUAUUAAUGAUAAAAAAAAUAUCAUAAAUACUAUUAAAGAACAUCUGGAAUUAUAUGAAAAAGUAAAAAAAUAUACUGAUAUGUCCGAAGAUGCCAAAACUGUGAGUAAUCUUAAAAUUUAAAAAAAAAAAAUUGAUAAAACAAAUAUAGAUAAAAAAUUAAAUGAUAUUCAGACAAGGUUUAAUAUAGAAACAUAUUUUAUAGAUAAUAGUAUAAAAAAUAUUGAAUUAUUAAAAGAAAUUAUAGGAAGUGUUCAAAUUUUAAACAAAAUUAUAAAUGGAUCUAACAAUAGUAUCACUUCAAUUAAUGAUUUAAGAAAUAGCUCAUAUUCAUUAAAAGCUAAAAUUUCUGUAGAAUUUACUACAAUAAGCAAAGAAAGUUAUAUAAAAGAUGAGGUAAAAAAUAAGUUUUUAAGUCAAAUAAAAAAUGAAGAAAAUAAAGUGAAAGAUGCAAUAAAAAUAGCUGACAAAUUAGAAUUAAAACUAAAUAAAACAAUAGAAUCAUCUAAAAAUUUAAAAAAAGAAGUCGAUAAUUCUGUUACUGUAGAACAUGUAAAAGGAUAUAUAAAUGAUAUAUCAAGUGAAGAAACUAAUUUAACUGACAUUGUAGAUAAUAUAAGUAAAAUAAAGUUGUCAAUUGAGGCAUUAAAUGUGGAAGUUGAUAAUACAAUGGAUAUGAUAAAUGAGGAAAUUUCAGAAGUAGUUCAUAAACUUAUAAUUAAAUUACACAAGGAAAUAAAUGAUGGUGUGCAAAAAAGUUCAGUAAUUAUAGAAGAAAGAAGAUUAGAAAGUUUUAUUAUCCAAAGUGAUAUGGAAAAUUUUAAAAAAGGAAAUUAUAAGGAAAAUACAAAAAUAAUAUCAAAGAGCAUUAUAGAUCUAAUGAGUAAAAUUCAUAUACAUAAAAAUAAAAUUAUGCAGGUACAAGAAAAAUCCCGAAGUAAAUUUGAAGAAUCUAAUGAGAAAAUGAAAAAUAUGGGAAAUCCAAAGGAUAAAAAGGACAAUAUGAAGGAAAUUUAUGAAGAAAUGAAAAAAAUAUUAGAAGAAUUUUAUGUAGUAACAAAAGCAUCAGAACUUUUAUUAGUAGAUAUAAAAAAAAAAUUUACAGAAUUAGUUGAAAAGAAUGAUAAUAAGAAAAAAAAUAAAUUUGGUAGUGCAAAAGUUAAAAUAGCAGGAGGAAUGUUAGGUGGUCUAUUAGUAAGUUCUUUUUUAAUUCUUGCUGCUUUUUAUAAAAGAAAUAAUAAGGAAGAUGAUACUGAUAGAAAUGCAAAAUAUGAAGAAUAUACUAGUGAUAAUGAUUUAUUUAAUUCAAUUGAACGCAAUGAAGCUACUGAGGCAACGUUUUUGGAAGAUGAUAACAUCUAG
This is a messenger RNA of Plasmodium relictum, 3741 nucleotides long. The record is from the annotation of a RefSeq genome assembly. NCBI's taxonomy places the organism in Eukaryota, Apicomplexa, Aconoidasida, Haemosporida, Plasmodiidae.